Ostrea edulis (European flat oyster) is the source of this 3521-nucleotide messenger RNA. Its product is annotated as 40S ribosomal protein S24-like. The coding region runs from base 138 to 689 and encodes 183 amino acids. Gene Ontology annotation, molecular function: structural constituent of ribosome. Lineage: Eukaryota; Metazoa; Mollusca; Bivalvia; Ostreida; Ostreidae. The record is from RefSeq and is a predicted model, not a curated record. Gene Ontology annotation, cellular component: ribosome. The transcript has 4 exons. Gene Ontology annotation, biological process: translation.
UUAGUAUUGCACACUAGCUUACAGCGAGGAAAUACUUCCUUUACUCUCUUGAACUCGUUUGAACAGAUUUACUUUCAUUUUCAGUUUCGUACUUCCGGUACAGGUCCUUUUUCCGGUGUUCCUUCAACUAAUUCAACAUGAGUGAAGGGGCGGCCACCAUUCGAACUAGAAAGUUCAUGACAAAUCGUUUGCUGUGUAGGAAGCAAAUGAUCGUCGAUGUCUUGCACCCUGGCAAGGCAACCAUCCCCAAAACAGAAGUCCGAGAAAAACUCGCCAAGAUGUACAAGACAACACCAGAUGUCAUUUUCUGUUUUGGGUUCAGGACCAAGUUUGGUGGCGGUAAAACAUCAGGAUUUGGUCUAAUCUACGACAGCUUAGACUUUGCCAAGAAGUUUGAACCUAAAUACAGAUUACAAAGACACGGUCUAGUUGAAAUUAAGAGAACCGGCAGAAAACAAAGGAAAGAAAGGAAGAAUAGGCAAAAGAAAGUUAGGGGUACAAAGAAGGCUAAAGUUGGAACCGGCAAGAAGGUAAGGCUCUUCAAAACAACUGCUGGGGCUCAAAAAUCCGCCAUCUGUGUCCAACACAGAAUGCAUUCAAUGGUAGUUUAUACAAGUGACCCCUGGAGUGUUCAACAUCUUCAAACACAUCGUCUACACUCUAGGUUUGAUACCAAAGGGGAAGUGUAAUAGAUAAUCAUUGUAUUUAUUGAAAGGAGUUAAAAAUCUGAACUUGUAAAGAAUUUUAGAAAGUGGAUUAUGAAGGAUGUCACUUUACAUUCUAUGUAUCGAACAAGGCAUUGGUCCUCCUCACCAGUCCAGGACUCUGUAACGUGGCGUGGUCGAGGACUGGUGCAGAUACUGAUACGUAGGAUGAAAGAGACUCCCGCUUUAUUACUCAACUGUGUACAUUAGAAAUACAGACCCACACAAGUGGCAUUCAUGACAUAGUGAUCGGAAAUCUUGUGCAAACGUGCUAUAAAUAUAAUUAUUAUAUACUUUCAAUUUCAUCUCUUCUUUUUUCUUUGAAAGUUUGCGGGCAUAUAUCACACGAUAUAUGCCCGGAAACAUUCCGGCCCGCAAACAUUACGUCACAAUCAAAUUUCUACGCCGUUAAAAUUCAAAUUUUUCGUGUUUUUCAUCUUUUACUCAGUUAAACCGAUAAAGUUAUUGUUAAAAAUAAAAUUGUUGUUAGUUUCUAAAUGAAAUUGAAAGUAUAUAAUAAAAAGGUUAUAGACUUUGUAUGGGAAAUAUGACGACCUCGUUUUUUGUAGCGAACGGACCUACGCGCCAAAAAACUCAGUCGUCAUAUUUUCCCAUACAAAGUCUAUAACCUAUAAAUACGAGGUAAAUUGAACACUCAACUGUCUGCCAUGCGAUGUUGGUGACCUGGAGGAUCGAAGGUCUCUGGUUGAGCAGUGUUCUGAUUAAGACACGGUUGAAUGAUAAAUGUGCAGUGGCUAUGAUAAAAAUGAUUGUAAGGUGUAGGAUAUAAUGCUGUUAAUGUUGUUUACAGAAGUAAACCAUGGUGUCUCAGGUAUAAAGCUUUUGUGUGUUGUGUUUUUCCUCUGUUUUUCUUAGCUAAUGCAAACCAUUUGCUCUGUUCUAUCAAAUUUAGUGAUAUUGCUGUGCUGAUGAGCUAGAACUGUAAUAUUGCUGCAUUACUUUUAAUGAUAACAGCUUUGGCAGCGAGUCUGUAGAGGUUCCCAUGAACAAGAUAUUGUCUGUCUAGCCGAUUUAUUUUGUUAUGACAUCGAUAUCUUAUAAUCGACCACAUGAAUUCUGAAAAUAAAUUCCAGACGGUAAUAGAUCGGAUCACAUACAGUCUUAUUCAGAUAUUCUAUAUCAGAUUGGGACAUGUCUGACAUAAUGCAGGUGCUUCGUGAUUGAGUGGUCCGAUAUUCAGACCCUGGCAACCGCAUCAAACAUAAGAUGUUCGAAAACGGUAGUGACAGUUUCUUUGCCAAUUGCUCUGCAUUAAAAGCGAGAAUUGCAUUGGCACAAUAAAAAACCCUAGCUGCUACAGCCUUGCGUCAGAGGUCAGCUGUGUGGCACAUGAGAAAUAAGUAGCAAGACUGUUCACCCAACAGUCAUUGUAAUAAUGCUACUUUCAAAUUUUCAUCUGUCGCAGCAGGACAAUAUCAUUUGUGACUUAAUCAACUCCCACCCUUAAGAUCCAAGUGUUCAAUUAACUCCCUUGAAUGUGUGCACCUUUUGUAAAGCACUUUCUUUUUUCAAUUUUUGUUGAUCAAUCAUUAAUAGCUAACAAUUAACUCCCUUGAAUGUGUGCACCUUUUGUAAAGCACUUUCUUUUUUCAAUUUUUGUUGAUCAAUCAUUAAUAGCUAACAAUUUGAAGUGGACUAAUUAUGAAAGUGCUAAUGUACAAUUAUAGCAUGGUGUUAGCCAAGAGCUCAGUAUCAAUGGAAUCCUUUUGAAUGAUGCAAUCAAACCUUGUUUUGACCAAAAUCAACAUGCUGUAAUUGCUUCAUUUCAUCUGAAUGAACAUGCUACAAAUUUUAUUUUAUUUUAUUCCACUUGAUUUAUACUGAAACAUGUUUUAACAAUGAGACUAAGUCACUAUUUGGGUAAGAAUUACAUGGACAGGAGGUUUGAACAAUGAUUAAAUACUGGCAAAGGAAAUUUCCAAUACAGAUUUAUUUUUGGAAACAUUGAUAAGUUUACAAUUUCAUCUUAGAAUGUUAAACAAUAUUUCAUGAUUAACCACAACAUGGUAUCAGGAUAUAUCAUUGAAGAGGUUUUACAAACCAAUCAAACAUAUCAUUAUAAUGAUAUGGUAUUCAUAAAUCAAGUAAAAAGUAAUGUCAUGAAUGAAAUAGAAUGGAGCAUUGUUUAAAAUUUGGGGGUUGGGGGGGGGGGUAUUUUAUUCUGUUGUUUAUGUGUACAGUAUAGUGAAUCAAAUUAAGAAUUUGUAGUGACUUUCUUGGAAUGAAAAACCUGCAUGCUUCUUACAAGGAAAGUUGAUAUGUGGAGUUCAUGCUCCAUGUCAUCAUUUGAAGAAUGUUUGAGCUCGAACUGCAUGGAGAAAAUAAAAUCAGAUGGAGUCACAAUUUUUAGAAAAAAUUUAAAUGUUUUACUUCCUAUGUUCAUUAUAUAAGUGAUAUUAAGAUAAAUAUGCUUCAACCUAUAAAUAUGAGAUGUGAAUAUUAACAAUAUUUUGAAAUUGAAUAUUAAGUUUAAUGCUCGUUGUUGAGUGGGUCUGGGGUGUAGUGAACACCAUAACAUAAACAGUCUAAGCAUUCAAGGUGGACAGUUUUGGCGGUGAGCAGGUUCCCCCCUAUAGAAGGAGGUGCGGUUUAAAGAGAAAACUUCACUGAUAAAUUGGUUGAUAGGUUAUAUCUACAGACACCACCAAAACUGGGCUUCCUCAGAAUUUGAUUUUACUAUAUAUAAAUGUUUACAUUUACUAUAUUGCCUUUUUCUUUUUUCUUUUUCAGUGAGAUGGUGGGUGCAGGAGGCUGGACAGUUAUUGUUAUAGUGUAAUAAAUAAACCUUGUCCAGGA